Molecule: messenger RNA, 453 nt
Organism: Racocetra persica
Lineage: Eukaryota; Fungi; Glomeromycota; Glomeromycetes; Diversisporales; Gigasporaceae
Source: the annotation of a GenBank genome assembly
GAUUUUUCCUCCACUCUCCAAGACUUGGCUACGGAAGGAAUUGGUAACGUAGUGGAAAUUCAAAAAUUAGAACUUUUGGCUGGUAAUUUGGUACGCGAUUAUUACGAAACGGCCAAGCAAAAGAAAAAAGUACGAAUUAAGAAAUAUGCCGCGGCUGAGAGGGAAGAAUUUGAUGAAUAUUUACCAAACUACUUAGCCACCCGGGAAGAAAUCGAAUUGACUAAAUUUCACGAAGAAAGAGAAAAUUGGGAAGAAAUUGAAGAGUCGGAUGAAAUGAUAGUUGAUUGUCUUCACGAGCAAGGUUUUACCAAUACCGUCAAACAGGAUAAACUUAAAGCCAUUUUAGGCGAAUUACUGCAAAUAGUUCAGUUUUUUAGUGACAAAGAUUUUGAGCAAGCCGUUGAGCAAUUAGACAACUGUCACGAAGUCAAAUCUGAAUACAUGAAAGAAAGG